This is a messenger RNA of Scophthalmus maximus (turbot), 7136 nucleotides long. It is a transcript of the gene elavl3, whose product is annotated as ELAV like neuron-specific RNA binding protein 3. Gene Ontology annotation, cellular component: ribonucleoprotein complex. Bases 506 to 1657 code for a protein of 383 amino acids. Gene Ontology annotation, molecular function: RNA binding. The transcript has 8 exons. The record is from RefSeq and is a predicted model, not a curated record. Lineage: Eukaryota; Metazoa; Chordata; Actinopteri; Pleuronectiformes; Scophthalmidae.
AUGUAGUACCCUCCCUGCACAAUUAGCCAAUCAGCGGCGUGCUCUGCCAGCCAGGAGGACGCAUAAAAGAAGAACAUUGCAGCAGAGGCACAGAAGGAGACUGCGAGAGGAGCAGGGAAUUACACACACAAACAGCAGAACCAGAACACCCUCCCCUGGACACACCCUGCUGAGGAUCACUGCUUCUCUUUUUUUCUGAACCGUCGCCCACGCCACUCGGAGAGAACGCUCUCCCUCACCGUCAGCCAGCAGAAAACCCCCUUUCUCCUCAUUUUCAUCCUAUAGAGGACACCUACAAUCUCAGUGGGCUGAGAUUCCCUGACAAAGAUUGUAUUUUUUUCCUUUUUUUCUUUUUUUUUUCCCCCCCUUUUCAUUUGGACUCCUGUCAGAAGACAAGGGGCCGUGUAACAUAUAAAAGGCCGAAGAGCACCGAGAGCGCCGCCGCCGUACGAGCUUCGAGACCAGUUCAAGGAAGGACCUAGAUUUCUUACAUUGUACGUCAAGAAUGGUUACUAUAAUCAGCACCAUGGAAACCCAGGUGUCCAAUGGUCCGAGUGGAACCAGUAUGCCAAACGGUCCAGUCAUCAGCACCAACGGCUCCACGGACGACAGCAAAACCAAUCUGAUCGUCAACUAUCUGCCUCAGAACAUGACCCAGGAGGAGUUCAAAAGUUUGUUCGGUAGCAUUGGAGAGAUCGAAUCCUGCAAGCUAGUCAGAGACAAGAUAACAGGUCAGAGUUUGGGAUAUGGCUUUGUAAACUAUGUGGAUCCAAAUGAUGCGGACAAGGCCAUCAACACACUCAAUGGUCUCAAAUUACAGACUAAAACAAUCAAGGUAUCAUAUGCCCGGCCAAGCUCGGCUUCUAUUCGUGAUGCCAACCUUUAUGUAAGUGGGCUCCCGAAGACCAUGAGCCAGAAAGACAUGGAGCAGCUGUUCUCCCAGUACGGUCGCAUCAUCACAUCCCGCAUCCUAGUGGACCAAGUCACAGGCAUAUCACGAGGAGUGGGCUUCAUCCGGUUUGACAAGCGAAACGAGGCGGAGGAGGCCAUCAAAGGUCUGAACGGACAGAAGCCUUUGGGUGCCGCUGAGCCCAUCACUGUCAAGUUCGCAAACAACCCCAGCCAGAAGACAGGCCAGGCCUUACUGACUCAGCUGUACCAGACCGCUGCCCGCCGCUACACGGGGCCCCUGCACCACCAGACUCAGCGUUUCAGCGUGAUCCCUUCACUUGGAAAGGGACCAGAUCCAAAUAGCAGCUCAAAACCAAUACUCGACAAUUUACUAAACGCCAGCUACGGAGUCAAGAGUUCUCCUACUCUCUUCCCCAGAUUCUCGCCCAUCACCAUUGACAGCAUGACCAGCCUGGCCGGGGUCAACCUCACCGGUCCAACUGGAGCCGGCUGGUGCAUCUUUGUCUACAACCUGUCCCCCGAGGCGGACGAGAGCGUCCUGUGGCAGCUCUUUGGGCCGUUUGGCGCCGUCACCAAUGUCAAGGUCAUCCGUGACUUCACCACCAACAAAUGUAAGGGCUUUGGCUUUGUCACCAUGACCAACUACGACGAAGCCGCCAUGGCCAUUGCUAGCCUUAACGGCUACCGCCUGGGCGACCGCGUGCUGCAGGUUUCCUUCAAAACCAGCAAGCAGCACAAGGCCUGAGAGAGAGAGAGGCUGCUGGCACCAGCUCCUUCGACCUGCAGGGAGAGCGACCUGAGCUCCCUGCGUCAUCACUCAACAUGGGCCUGGACUGAGUCUCUCUCUGACACAUUCUCACACAAAGUCAUAAUAUAUUAUUACAAACGCAGACAUGCAGAUAUUCACACAUAAUCACACGCACACACGCACACAUACACACACGCAAACCAAACAUAUCCAUACGCGAGCAUACACACGUCAGAGUUCAAACAAACACACUAGUGGAGUUUUUCUUUUCUCUUUACACAACAUGCUAGUCCUUCCCUAUAUUUGCCUGGAUUGAAUUAGAAGGGGUACGUAGCUGGUUUGUUGGGUAGGGGCAAGAGCUAUCUAUUUAGGAGACAGUCUAACGAAUGUGACAGAGAAUGUGUACGGAGUGCUUUGAUUGAAUUCAGGCAAAUAAUGACAACUGAUGAACAAAAUGAUCAAAAAAUUUAAAUGAACGAAUAUGUGCAAUUUACCCAAACUCUUACCCCACCAUCUCUCCCACUAUCUUGCUGGAGAGGAUGUAGUCACUUUUUUUACACUUGGGCAUUUUGAAUCAGCGAUUUUUUUAAAUCAAAGAAAAAUGAAAUUAAAAAACAGUGUUCUCUUAUAUACGUCUAUUAAAAUAUAACUAUAUAUUCAAUAUUUAAGGUGGUUAUAAUAGCCGAGUAUGUAAGCAUUUUCUAGAAACUUUGACUACUGUUUCCUGACCUGCAUUUAGGUGGUGCCUACUAGCGUAAAAAAGGCAGUUCCUCUACCCUAUGUGAGCUCGUUAGCUCAGACCCAAUAUGAUUUAGGAUAACUAAUACGAAUACGAAUACUGGUCACAGAAAAGAGUAGUCCAAAGGCCAUCAGAAUCACUCUCUCCCUCACAGUCUCACACCGAACAAAACAAUCGUCACUUAUGUAUCACAGAAACACAGUUCAGUAACUAGAGGAUAUACACACAUAUAUAUAGUCCACAGAAACAGAAAGAAAAAGAAGUUCCUGUAUUUUUUCUAAUCGAUCCUCAAGAUGGAUUCAACACAAGUAGACUGUCUGGUGAACUCAGAGCAGAGUGGCAGUAUACUUGCAUGGUGACAGUGCUCAUUAGUAAACUCUCUUGUGGGUAAGAGACAGAGACGAAUGCGAGGGGAAAACAGUCUCACCAUAAACACAGCCACGUCAAAGGAAAAUACCGGUGUUUUUUCACUUUUUGCAUAAUAAUUUGUUUUUUAAAUUGUAGCUUUAUUCGACAUUAUCCACAGGCCAGCUUACUUUGCACGGCUCUGUCGGCCACGAUAUGGUGUGAGAUCCCUUUAACUGACAUUGCUGUCACAGGAGAAAAUGCAAACAGGACGUGAAAGACAACAAGAUGUGAUGUUGUUCUGGCUGACUGCUUUGAAUUUGAACGUCACUGUUACUUAAGAGAGGUUCUUCAGAUUUGUCUAAAUAAAACUGAAGCAGAAGAUUUGAUCAUUUCAAUAUGAUUAUGAUCCAAGUAGCUGCAAAAGGUAACUGAAAAAAAAGUCAGACAACACACCCACAAACUGAACAGUGGUCUAGGCAGGUCUGCAGAGAAAUAACCGAGAUGAGCAAAAAAUUCAACAGCACCGGUAUUAUUCUUCAGUCUAGUGCACAGAUAGAAGCUCCCUCUGUAAUUGAGGUCAAAGGGCUCUACAGUACAAACACGCACAGGGCAGAAAACGAGGAGUGCGUUUCCUAAUGGCUUAACAUCUGAAGCUGACUUGAAGUCACAACGUGUGAGCAAUGAUAUCUGGCGACGCUAAAAUCAUCAUUGAUCCUUUGAGGAGAAAGAUUACCAGUUCCUCCAGCUUUUCCUGUUUUAUUUAAAACCCCCUCUAUUCUCUCAAAAGCUUCCUGCCCUCUCAAAAGAUGACUGUACAACAGCAAGGCCGCAAAUAAGUGUCACAACUAUACUUCUGUUUACAACAGAAAGCUACUCAUUUAUUUGCUUCAGAUCUGUUUGGCACGACUACGAAAAUAGCAUUUCUCAAAAUAUCCCCCAGCCCAAUUGCAUGAAAAUUAUUUAUGGCACCCUGAUGAAACAUUAAGGCCAUCCUGUCUAGUCGAAAUGUCUGUUCAAGACCAGACUCGAGAUUUAACAUGGGGAGAGCUGUCUUUCAAUAUCGAGACAUCUGCACAUGAUAAUAGAUAAAAUAAGGUCAACUAUAUUCAAGCCAUUUUGCUUUUGCUUUUCUAAAUGACGCUGUGUUAGCCAAAGAGGACGAUCUCUUUGAAAGGAUUACAUUAGAGAUAAAUCUAUUUUUAUACAUACAAAAGAACAAGACCUUGUGCUGAAUUUUUACAGAUUCUUAAGCUUGGAAAAAAUUGGGACAUCGCAUGGCUUUAUUUUGAACCCUCCGAUCUUUGCAGAGCAAGGGGGUGACAAGCAUGCGGUGUAUGGGUGGGGAUUUAGGGAGGGGGCGAAGGAACAUUGUAUCGUGUACAAACCUAACCAUUCAACCAUAUCAAAACAAUUGAAAGGAACGGAACAAAAAACAAAUUUGGCGUAAAAAAAAAGAAGAAUAUUAUACAGUUGGGGGUGUGACACUUCUGAGUGCUUAUAGACACACUCACAUCUCUUGUCCUGAAGUUGUGUACAGUGUGGCGUCAAUGAUGGUGCAGUGAAGUUCUUUGACUUGAGAAUCCCAGACAAAGCGGCAGUGAGAGCAGCUCAUUGCUCAGCUGAAAAAACUGAAGCGCUGCUUGCAAAUGAUAAUAAAAUAAAAAAGGUGGAACGCAGACUCAAACCGUUAAACCAAUUCAAACUGAACAUUGAGCAUGAUUUAUUAUGAUUAGAUAGAUUUGAUUUUUGCCAAAGAAUUGCUUUGCAAGUCAGUACCAAGAAGGAUAAUUAAGACUAACUAUAUUAUUCCCCAGAGUAAUUGCUGUACAAAUCUAUGUUAUUUAUUGAACAAGGACCCUCUACAAUUUCAGUUAUCGUUACUUUUGAAUAUCUAAGUUGCGCAUAUCAGUUUGCAUUCGUAAAUCCUUAAAACCAAUAAACCAAAUGCUAACGUGAAACAGCUGCAAGCGUUCCCAUUUGCACACAUUCCAUUGAGACACCGAAUGAGAAAAAAAGGCAUAUCAAAAACAAAUUGUGACGAAUAAAUUCACCUCUUGACAAAGGAAAAAUCAAAGGCAUCCAUAUAAUGUAUUUCCCCCGACAUUUAUAUCAUCUGCUUUGUCUUUGUGACCUAAAAACAUUAACAUUGCACCACUUCAAAUACUUACUCUUUCGAUCGAACUCAUACUGUUUCACUCACCCGAAAUACUCUGAAUGACGGUCGCUGGCAUGUCCAAAGACAACCACGUGAAAGGACUGAUCCGGCUAUUUUUGGGUUGAGCAAUUUGCGAGAGAUAGCAGAGUAGGACUGAGAACUUGAUGAGACCAGUGAUGGACGUUAGGAACAACCGAGAUAACAGGCCGUGUUGAACUGCAGCUGGAGUUGUUUACCCAGCCAUGUCCACUGUAGUACAGUCAAACCCACAGAGCAAACUCACAGCCCGAAACGACCUUUCAUACACAAAGACCUUACACCUAAUGUACAGUAGAGAGCAAAGGACCAUGGCAGGAAACAGUACUACACUGCUUGAGCAACAACAAUAAAUCAUUUAAAAAAGACAAAAAAACUUUCCUAUGGAACAGUAAGUGCAAUGUGCUUUGUUUUUAUAUUGACUGAGAACAAAUGAUAUAUAUUUUUAAAAAAAGAAAUUAAACGUCACACUGAAAAAGGUUUGCGGAAGAGCGAAAGGAGCAAAAAGUUCGGACGGAAACAAGAGAAAUGAACAGACUCGUUUCAGAAAAUCAAACAAGCAAUGAGAGCUCUGAUCGAACAAAAUUCCCAUUAUCACUUCCUCAGCCCCUAAUUUGUGCUCUGACCACGCAAGCUCAAAUAAAUUGCAUAUUUGGCUGAUCAAGUAGAGCAAAUCUCAAUGACCUUGAAAGGAAUACUGUCUAAUAUAUCAUCAGUUUUAGCCCAUGUCAAUUUCAAAUAUCAUUUUUUUUCCUGUAAUUUAUUGAUUUCAUUUACAUAUCAAGACUCACUUGUUGAAUUAGCGUAUUUGUGUUGUUGAUGUUGCCAUAGAGAACACACAUGGGUCAAAGAUUAUGUUUGGUUGCAUUGAUUGGGUACAGUUUAUUAUGUUUUCUUCCAUUACUUAAUUAGUUGCAGUUUUUACAGUGUAUGCAGAUUUUAGACUUAGUUAGAUUUUUUUAUUUCAAUCAAACUGUGUUCAAUUGUGUUUGUAAAAGUCUGUGGUAGCUUUUGUUGCAACAUAAAAAUAAUUUAAACAGAAAAAAUUCAAAAUAGCGCCAACAAACUUGUAUUAUUUGGGCGACUUUAAGCUUGUAGUUUUAACUUAUUGUUAACUUAAAAACUAUUUAUUAUGAUUAUUAUUAUUGCCUCGUAUAAAGUAUGUUUUGUGUAUAUUUAUGGUUUAUUUCAUUAUAUUUGCAAGUUUAAAAGAUUUUAAGUUUGCCAAAAUUGUGGUUACACCAUUUCGUUUCUUAAAAAGGGGGACAAAUAGAAAAACAGCUUUAGAAGUACGAUCUGGAAACGUUCUCCAUAGUCAAAGAAUGCACUGCUAUAUUUAACUAAUUGAAGUGUAUAAACAUACAUGCUGUGUGCUAGAUGUUAUGCCUUUACUGCCUGUGUUCUGUUUGUCUUGUUCAAUGAAAAUCUUUUAAUUAUUUAAUCUAAUCACAGUCUUGUUUUUUCAACCACUCGGCGAACCCCUGAGACAUGGUACAGACCCCGGAGUGAGGCUUCGGUCCAUGUGAGGGUCCAGCGUUUAGCUAGUACCAGAGGAGAUGUCCUUGGUUUGACAUGCUCUCAAGAAGCUUUCCUGUUUAUGCCAAUGGGUUUACUUAUAUAUUUAAAAAAAAGAAAAGAAUAUAAAAGGGUUCUGUUUCUGUAAAAGCAUUGUAAUAAUGAAAUCAUCUGUAUCAAUAUCAAUAUCAAUUUGUGCAACUGAAACAAAGAUGUUCUCUGGAAACCCAGCCAAGAGCUCUGGCAAAAGAUAUGAGAGCUCAGACAAGCUGCAGGAAGGUUUUCUUGGGAGUCUCUGGGGUAGUAAAGGGGCGAGUGGUCCUUCUGUUUCUCAACCAACUGUAUUUUGUGUCUAUUUAUUUAGAAGAGGGGACGCAGUAACUUAGUGAUGUUUUUCUUACAUUUUCCUGGAAUGGUAGAACAAAUCAAAGGUGAAAAUGAUCAAAACAGUUCCGCUUGACACCACUAUCAGCGGAAAAGAAAUACAAAAUCUCAUACUUCCAAACAUGACCAAAUGAACAAUGUCAAAAUUUAACAAAGGAAAAAAAAAAAGAAGACCUUUCAGUUUAGUCUAGGAUAUUUAUUACUGGGAUUUCAGCUGAAGACGCUUGAAGACUUUUUCAUGGAAUUGUUUAAUUAUUUGUACUUUACAUGCCAGAAAAAAUAAAAGUUACAAAUAUGAA